AUGUCCCAAACAUACUUGCUGACGCCCGACAAUGCUGCACUAUCACGACAUCCAGUUGCAGCCACAAACAAGGCGACAACAAUAUCAGGCAAGGAUGCGUUAGCAGGCGCAGCCGGAGGUGUUGUUUCGGUGCUUCUCGGCCAGCCUUUCGACCUGAUCAAAGUACGCCUCCAGACAAGCGACUCCGGCAAUGUUUGGCAAGUCGUGAAGGGCAUCUGGCUACACGAAGGUCCACUUGCCUUUUACAAAGGUGCAGCACUUCCGUUUCUGGGCGUUGGUGCUUCAGUGAGUAUCCAAUUUAUGACCUUCCACAGCUUGCGUCAAUACUUCGAAAGGCAACAGCACAGCCAGCGUGCCUCGACCGGACAAAACUACCUUUCUGGAGGGGCAGCAGGCAUUGCCAACAGCAUCAUUUCUGGACCUGUCGAACACAUCAGGACAAGGUUACAACUUCAGCCUCAUGGUGUCGCGAGGCUGUAUUCGGGACCAUCCGACUGUGUCAGACAGAUCUUCGCAAAAGCUGGAGUCGCAGGGAUCUUCAAGGCGUAUCCGACCACUGUUCUACGAGAGUUUCAGGCCUACGGUUUUUAUUUUGCAGCUUUUGAAGCAAGUCUAGGCUCGAUUGCUAGCUUGAAGGGCAAAGAGCGGAAGGACAUAGCCGUCUGGGAAACAAUACCAUGCGGUGCUUUGGCCGGGAUAGCGUUCUGGAUAGGCAGCUAUCCUAUCGAUGCGGUCAAGACCAGGUUGCAAAGCGAUGGUUUUGGUGCUGAUGCUAGGUAUCGAACUACCUGGGCUGUGGUGAAGGAGAUAUGGCAAUACGGCGGUUUUCGAGGCUUCUGGCGUGGUCUGGCCCCAACACUUGUGAGGACGUCAUUAUCGUCAGCAGGGUGCUUUGCUGUGAUUGAGCACUUGAGAAAACUGAUGUGA
Molecule: messenger RNA, 927 nt
Organism: Coniosporium apollinis CBS 100218
Lineage: Eukaryota; Fungi; Ascomycota; Dothideomycetes
Exons: 2
Coding region: 1-927 (308 amino acids)
Biological process (GO): mitochondrial L-ornithine transmembrane transport
Molecular function (GO): L-ornithine transmembrane transporter activity
Source: RefSeq, a predicted model, not a curated record